AUGUCAAUUAUUCUGUACAUAAUUUGAAAUUCUUUCACAAAUCUCAGCCUGAUUUCAGACAUAAAAGCUCUAAUUGAUCAAAAUUUUCAAGAUCAAGCUGAUUUUAGCCUUGUUUUCUCUCAAAAUCUUUCAGGUUCCCAUCUUACUGCAGGUAGCCAAAAUAUCAUUUUAGAUCUCGGUUUCGACUGAUCACUAUCAAAAUCAAUAAAAGAGUUUGCUGAAGAAAACCAAGCCAUAAUAAUUAACAUUCAUAGGUCUAUUGGAUCUUUUUCAGAAUGAGAAUUUUUUACGCAUUGCUCAUGGAAAGACCAAAGUGAAGCGCUUUUUAUUGUUACUACUUAUUUAAAUUGGCAAAAAUUUAUAGUGAUUUCUGAUGAAAUUUACAAUCAAGAUGAUGAAUUUUUUAAUUUAUUUUAUGAUAAAGAUUAUCAGUGGUAUUUUUUUUCGAAUUGCAAUGAUGAGAACUCGGCAGAUUUGUUUAUUGGAAAAAUUAUUCAGUCUAUUGGUAUUAGAAACAUUGUGAUAUUAAAUAAAGGUGAAAGUGCAAGAUUGCUUUUGAAAAGCUUAGAGCAGCAUAAUUUCUUAAUAAAUGGUACUGGAAUAAUCGUAGGAAGUGAGGGCUCAUGAGGGUUAUAUGGAAAUGGAGCUAUUUCUUAUGCGGAAUCAGGAUUGGAAAGCGCUAAUAGUUACAAUAGUUAUGAAAGCCUAUCAAUUAUUAAAUUUUUAAAGUUAGUAUUCAAUUUUCCUCCGGCUUCAAGCUCAUUAGAAUUACUUGAAUUUUUAAACAAAAACACUAUUAACCAUCAUCCAAUCUCCAAUUUUACGCUUCUCAAUAUGGAAAAUAAUAAAACUAUAGGAAAGGGGAGCAUUUUUGAUCGAAAUUUAACAAUAUCAAAUCCCCUAAAUUUUCCAGGAAAUUCUUCAAUCAUCCCGAAUUCUCCAACCACAGAUGUAAAUAUAUGAAUUGGAGAUGGCACAAAGAACCCAAACUCUCCUUCAGACCCUUCCAACUGAGAUCUUUUGCUCAGCUGACUGAUCUUUUCCUAAAGCCAAGCUCUACCAUAGAUUCAACGGGCUCCUGGGAUAAGAUGCUGGAAGGUGGUGUGGCAGAAAGGCGUUUGGUACGAAGACUGGGUAGUGUAGGCUGCAUAAGUAUAGGCACGAUUCAAAGUCAGCAAAGAGGCGGAUCAACUGUGCAAAAGGUGGAAGCAAGUUCCCAGCUCAUUAGGCUAUAAGUUGAGAUGACGAAGCUAAUUGGGCGUAAUCGCAUUGUAGAUGACGAAGCAAAUGAUGGAUAAAUGCGAAGAUAAGCCACCUUGGUAUUGUUAGUUCGGCAAUAACCACCUAAAGCCUAAAUUGUGAAUUUGGUUCGCAAUAAAACAGUCUUGAGAGCUCUAAAUUAAUUUAUUCAUUCGCUCCUUCAGAUCCUUCAUCAACAAGAUCAAUGCUAGGAGAAUAUCUAGCUUUAAGCUACUGGAAAAGCUUGCAUGCUUUAGAUGGUUUUAACAUAACAGUAACUCAUACAGAUUGCGGGGCAUUAGCUUAUAAUGCAACUUUAGGGCUUUCUUGUUUUUCUAACCUUCUUGCUACUCCUGGAGUAGGCUAUUUAACUUCACUUUAUCCUUUUAUUGCUAUUGGCUAUAUUUAUACAUUGAGAUCUUUAAACUGCUCGAUACCAAAUAUUUCUCCAUAUGCCCCUUCAAAUCUUUUGCAGAAUCAAACAUUGUUUCCUGAGUUUAUGACAGUAACCAAAGACGAUAGAUUCAAUAUUCAGGUCAUCCUAGAUCUUGCAGUUGUUUUUGGAUGAAAAAGAUUUAUAGUAGCUUACGAUAAAGAAAAUAUAGAAAGUUACAAAUAUUUUUUAGCAAAAAUCGAGCAGUUUAAUAUGGAAAUCGUAAAUAAUCCUGACCAAAGAAUGAUAGAGUCAUACUAUACCGUAGAUAAAUACUCAGAAUGGGAAAAUUGGUUUAAAAGCAUAAUCAGCUUAAAAGCUAGACUUUUUAUUAUUUUUUUUGCGCCUCCUUAUUGGUUCAAUGUAGUUGAAAGUUUUUAUGAUGCAGGUCUAAGAAUAGGGGAUUCCAUUUUUUUAUUUAAUGCAAAGGUGGUUUAUUCUAUGAUUUGGGAAAAGAACCCAAAGCAGCUGAAUAAGCUUAUAGAGAUAUUAUAUGGAACAGUUAUCAUAAACCAAGCUGAGUGAAUUGGAGAUUUCGGAAAAACAAUGAAAAGAGAUUAUAUAAUAACUUAUGGUAAAUCUACUGAUUUUCGUUGUUUAGCAUUUGAUGCUGCAAUGCUGCUUUUAAAUGGAAUUGAAUUUACUAUAAAGCAAGGCAAAAAUGUGAUGAAUUAUGAAAUAAUGAAUAGCAGUUUAAGAAAACAGAAAUUCUUAGGAUGCUCUGGGACUGUAUCAAUAGAGCAAGGAAGCAAUCAGAGAAGUUUGCCUACAAUAGGGAUUUAUAAUAUAAAAUGAAAUAAUAGCGCCCAAUCAUUAUAUGAGGACUUUGUUGGUAAAUAUGAUGCUAGCAGUGUGCAAUUGAUUACUUUAUAUAGCAGCAUUAUAUGAUAUGACAAUACAACAAUAAUUCCAACUGAUUUAAUAAUAUAUGAAAAUGGCUGCCCGUUUCCUGAAAAAUUAAUAUUUCGGUCUGAAAAAGGAGCUGGAAUUUUAUAUUUGAUUUCAGGCUCAUUAAUAAUUAUUACAGCAAUUGAAGCACUUUUUAUAUGAAAAAUGUUUUGAAAAAAUAUUAAAAUUGAAAAAUUAAAAAAUGCAGUCCAAGCUCACAUUGAAGAUUAUUUUUUAAUGGGAAUUCUGGCUGUAGAUUCUUUGCAAUUUAUUUCUCAGGGGCCUGAUAUUCCUGAAUCAUUUUUGUGAUUAUCAAAAGCUUGCAGCUACUCACUGGUUAAUUUUGAUUCUUCUGUUAAUGGAAAUUUAUAUUGGGGUUACUUGUAUAUUGCUCACUCCUCGUCGAGCGAACAAAAAAAAUUUGUUCGCUCACUUCCCGUCAAAGCGAGCUAUAUUUUUUAAUAUAGAUUUAAAAAAAUAAAGAUAGGGGAAAGCUUUAUUUAUUGCAACUAUCAAUUCAAAUCUGCUUUAAAUUUCAGGAGAUUGUGUGAAGAAUUUGAUGAAUUUCGUAAAUGAGAAUCCUCAUUCUUCUCUCAUUAUCAAAAUCCCAGUAGAUAAUAUCUCUUUAGGUAAAACUCUCAAAGUUUAAAAUAAGGGAGGUACCCUUAUCUGAACACCUCUAUUUUAAUUGUGACUUUAUUAUAUAUAUCAAAUAUUUUUCCUAAAAAAUUGUUUCACUCAUGGAAUGCAUUUUUGACCAAAAAUAGAAAUUUUUGCAUGAUUUUGCUCUCUCACGGAGGGGGAGUCAGAUUAUUUCGUGCUAUUGAGUUAUUACAGCAUUUAUAUUGAUUUGCAAGUUAUUUAAUAUUAAUUCUGCGAUACUGCAAUACGCCAGAAGCCUCGCCUUACUUUUGCUACCAAUUAUAGGACACUUUCUAUUUGUCCCUAUAAUUUCAGUUCUUUUAAGUAUUUUUCAAUGCGAUCAAGGGGUUGAUUCAAAUAUUACUGAUUCUUUUAUAAGACAAGACUGUAAUACGUAUUGCUGGGAUAAUAAAUAUUUUAUAUGAGGCAGCUUCUCAAUAGCUUCUUUAGUUACCUAUAUCCCUCUUUCUAUUAAUUUCAGGUAUUUUCAUCAAAACAUCAAUGAUUAUAUAAACAUAAAAAUGAAGCCAAUUUUUAUUCUAGAAAAAGCUAUUUUCCAGGUAAUAAUUGUUUCUAUGAAUAAAACAUUAAAAAUUUACGAUGAGUCUUUGCAUGGCCUUUGCUGCAUUAUCCUCAUCUCUAUAAUGAUUUUGUUAAGCUUUAAGCAAAGACCUUAUAACUAUAUCAGAAUGAAUAUUUGGUUGAUAAUUUCAUAUUUUGGAAUUUUAUGGAGUUUUAUAUUAUCAUCACUUUAUUGGUAUACAAAAUUCGAAGCAUUAAUGAUGUGGACUUUACUUCAAUAUUCGGUAUGGUUUUGACUGAUAAUAAUUGGAGUUUUAAUUCAAUUUAAAUUUUUCCCAAGCUUAUUGCUUACUGAAAAAGCAGCUGAUAUUUCAAUUUUUUUCAGAUUUUCAAUAGGUAGUAAAAUUUCAGCAAUAGAAAUUAAUAAAAUGUUAAAAGAAAUAAGGGAUAAAACUAUGUUCAAGAGCAGCUAUUUAAAUAUUGAUUCUCAAUCAGGUUCGAAUUCUAAAGAUAAUAUCAUACCAGAAUAA
Blepharisma stoltei is the source of this 4254-nucleotide messenger RNA. NCBI's taxonomy places the organism in Eukaryota, Ciliophora, Heterotrichea, Heterotrichida, Blepharismidae. The record is from the annotation of a GenBank genome assembly.